GGCAUCGUCGGGCUCCACACCUUCGUCAAGGCCCUGAGCUCCAUGGACGAGAGCGGCGACGGCGUCUACGACGCGGAGGAGCUCCGCUGGGGCCUCCGCGAGUUCGGCAUCUCCGUGAGCGAGGACGACUGCCUCGCGCUCGUGCAGAUGUUCGACGAGGACGGCGGCGGCACGCUCAGCUUGGACGAAUUGAUGGUCGCGAUCCGCGAGGGCGCCAUGCCGCCGAACCGCGUCGCGAUGGUCCGCCGCGUCUUCCACAUGCUCUGCCGCGACGCGGGCCUGCCGUGCGCGGACGGCGUCGAGAUCACGACGGACCGCAUCCGCCAGCGCUUCGACCCCUUCGGGGACGAGCGCGUCGAGCGGGGCGACCCGAACUGGCCGCCCAAGGACGUGACGAACAACUUCUUCGCGGUCCUCGACGACUCGGGCGACGGCCAGGUGUCCGACGCGGAGUUCAUGCGCAUGUACGAGAACAUCUCGCCGGCCGUCGAGGACGACGGCGACUUCAAGCGCAUGCUCGACAAGUUCUGG
Molecule: messenger RNA, 531 nt
Organism: Aureococcus anophagefferens
Lineage: Eukaryota; Pelagophyceae; Pelagomonadales; Pelagomonadaceae
Exons: 1
Molecular function (GO): calcium ion binding
Source: RefSeq, a predicted model, not a curated record